CGAAGCGAAAGUUUUCUGUUUCGCGCCAGCUGAUAAAACUUUUUUUUUUCUUGCUCUGCUUUUUCUAUUAUAACAUAACUCUGACGCAGCGUCACGAGAUGAAUCUGAAAUCACCAUUGCUCGAAAAUAUGCGCUCUUCGUAUUGUUUGUUUCUUCACUUAGCAGAAUUCGUGUUGAAAUCGUAGCUGGGGCGGAUUUUUAGAUGACGUUCGGAUGUAGCAGAUUUCUACCGUUCGAUAACAUGUGUUCUUAAACGAUGUUCUUAUUGAAAACUUUUUAAUCAAUAUUUAAUUAAAAGAAAAGUUUGUAUGUUUCGAAGGCGGUUUAUUUCCUAAGUGUAAAUUAAUUAUUUCACUAAUAUAUUGAUGCAAAGUUCUUAACAGACUUUAGAAGUAUUAUUUCAAAAAUGACGCGUUGUGGAAAAGCUUGUAAGGAUAAUAUGUCUUUGAAUUCCAUGUACAAAGCAUUUACACGAAGGAAAUACAUCCCUGACGAAAGUUUGACCAAAACAGAGCUUGAUCGUUGUUUAUCAACAUUUGACUUAACAUUUUUAGGUGUUGGAAGUACUCUUGGCCUGGGUAUUUACAUUUUAGUUGGUCAGAUUGCAAGCUCCAUAUCUGGACCUGCUGUUGCUCUUUCAUAUUUCAUUGCUGCUGUUGCAUCUAUUUUUGCUGCCUUUUGUUAUGCUGAAUUUGGAGCCAGAGUUCCUAAAACUGGGUCAGCAUACGUGUAUAGUUAUGUUACUGUUGGAGAAUUCAUGGCGUUCAUCAUAGGUUGGAAUUUGGUGUUAGAAUAUGUGAUAGGUACAGCUUCAGUAGCCCGAGGCUAUAGUAAUUAUUUGGACUCUAUUUUUAAUGAAACCAUAGCAAGGCAUUUAAAUGCAACUUUGCCUAUUAAUCUUCCAUCACUUUCAUCAUAUCCUGACUUUUUAGCUUUUGGUAUAACAUUAUUAUUAACUGUGAUGCUGUCAAUGGGUGUCAGAGGAUCUUCUGUCUUUAACAAUGUGUGCACAGUGUUAAACUUGUUAGUUGUAACUUAUGCUGUGAUAGUUGGUUUAUUCAAGGUAGAUAUUCAUAACUGGAAAUUAACUCCUGAAGAAUUACCAAGUAAAGAUUUUGGGACAGGAGGUUACUUCCCUUAUGGGUUCCGAGGAGUAAUGUCCGGUGCAGCAACCUGUUUUUAUGGAUAUGUAGGAUUUGAUUGUAUUGCUACUACAGGUGAAGAAGCUAGGAAUCCACAAAGAUCAAUUCCAAUAGCUAUCAUUGGCUCAUUGAUGAUAGUAUUUGCAGCAUAUUUUAGCAUAUCAUCCAUCCAAACUUUGAUGUGGCCAUAUUAUGCUCAAGAUGUAGCGGCUCCUUUACCAUAUGUUUUUCAAAUGGUUGGCUAUCCAGUAGCCAAAUGGGUCAUAACUAUUGGAGCAUUGGCUGGACUAUCUACGAGCCUUCUUGGUGGAAUGUUUCCUCUACCUAGGAUUUUAUAUGCUAUGGCUCAUGAUGGUUUGAUUUUCAAGUUUUUAGCCAAAACACAUCCUAAAUAUAAAACACCUAUGAUUGCAACUUACAUUAGUGGAGUUUUUACUGGUUGCAUGGCAAUGAUGUUUGAUGUUAAGACACUUGCUAACAUGAUGUCUAUUGGCACAUUAUUGGCUUACACCUUGGUUGCUGUAUCUGUUUUAAUUUUACGGUAUCGUGUUGAUGAGGAGGUUAUACCGAUGUCUGCAUUACUUAUAAACAAUAGAAAAUUGUCUGGUUCUACAACUGAUUAUGAUGCAUUUGAAUCUUCAUCAAUUGAUGCCAGUUCAUCAACACUUACCGAUAAUCCAUAUUAUAUUAGGAAAAUGGCAAAGAAAAUCAUGAGUGCUAUUACAUCCUCCACAAGCACCAUGCUCCAGUCUACUCAGCAUUAUUCUUAUAGAGAUAUUUUUGAACAAAUAUUUAAUCGAGAAAAUAUUGAAGUUCAAACAAAGUUAUCAUCACGGGUCAGCAUGUGGAUUAUUACAGCCAUUGGUGGUUUCCUCAUCAUUUUGGAUGUUUUGUUAACGGUUUUAGAAGAUGACCUAUAUGUAAUGGAUCCUGGAGCAUGGUUUUCUGUUGGAAGUAUGUUCGUUAUUGUUGUCAUUUUGACAGUUGCAUUAGCACGGCAGCCUUCGGACAAUAAGAAACUCUCUUUUAAGGUACCUUGGGUGCCAUUUAUUCCCAUACUGAGUGUAUUUGUGAAUAUCAAUCUCAUGCUUAAGUUAUCUAUAGAUACCUGGUAUCGAUUCUUGUAUUGGAUGAUUGCUGGUUUCCUAAUAUAUUUUGGGUAUGGUAUGUGGUACAGCUCAGAACGCAAGUUGCCAGCCGGUAAGUUGCCAACUUUAAUUGAAGCAACAUCAGAUGUAGAAUCUGAGGAGGAAGUGAGGAAGUCUGAACAGUCUCCUUUAUUGCCACAAAAGAGUUGAUUGUGUUUGAUGGGUUAUACAUAGUUAUUCUUAAGUCAGAAUGCAGCAGUUGCAUAGAUUGCUGUUUUGUUUUAGGCAUUGCAGAAAUGUGAUAUUGAGAACUGUAUGCAAAUGAACAAAUUCAGGCUUUUUUUUCUCUAAGUAUUAAGCAUUGAAUGCCAGUGUAGGAUUGAAAAUAUAUUGCUUUUCACUUCAUUAUAUUAAAUGAAUGAUUAUUUUUUCCUGCACCUAUUUGCUUUUCAACAGAAAUUUUUGUUUGCAUACAACAUAUUAUUUGUGUUAGUAAUUGUCAGUACACACUUUAUUAAUUUCUUAUUUGUAAAAUUUUGUUGUAAGAAAACAGAAAAAUUCUUUUAAAAUAUUUUUUUCUGUUUCUGUUGAUAUACUUUUAUGGCAUUCCAUAAUGAAUUGUGAUCUUCUGAAAAUACUAUAUUUGAAACAGUGAUUACCUUUAAACUUGUAGAUAAUGUAAAUAAUACGUAUAUAUUUAUUUAUUUUUCAAAUAAAUAUACAAGGUGUUUGAUAAAAAAAAAAAUUAGAACAUUCAUUUCAUGCAAAAAUUUUUUAUUUAAAUGUGUUUUGAAUAAGAUAUAAUUUUAUUUUAAUAAUUGUUUUUUUAUUUUAAUGAUCAAGUUGGAAUUUAAUUCAUUAGUAUAAUUUCUGAAAAUUCAUGUUCAAAGCAUUUCAUAUACUCAAGCUUUCAAAAUAAAUUUAUAUAUUUUUAAUGUGAUUAGGAUUGAAUGACUUAAAUAUUUGGCUGUUGUUACUAUUCUUAAUUUUGCAGACUUUCAAAAUAUUUUCCUCAAGAAAAAUCGAACCAAACUGUAUAUUUUGUAUGUCUAUCAUCUUUAUUUAUUGAGCAACAUGGCUUUUAUGUGAAGAAUUACAAACUUAUGUUUAUCAUUCAUAAUGAAUGUGUUUAAAAUUUGCAUGCAAUUGAAUAUCAUAUUGUAUUUUAAGUAACUCGUUAUGUUUUAAGAGAUAUCUAUAAGAACAAAUGUUCUUUGUAUUGAUAAGAAGGUAUUUUUUAAUUAAUUAAAAUUUGAAAUUUUUAAUAUAAAGGAGUGUCUAAUAUAUAAUUCAAUGUAACUAUUUUUAUAUAUACUGAUGAAGAAUAAAAAUUUGUAGAAUAUUGUACUUUGUGUGAUCAUAAUACAAUAAUAUAAUUGCAGUUUACUUAUUAUUUUUGUGAUAAAAAUUAAUAAAUGAUACUGUACUUCUACAUUUUUAAUAUUGCAUAUUUGUACUUUGCACAUCUUUUGAUUAAUGGAUAUGUUGUUUAACUUUUUUUCCUUUUUAACUACUAUUAUUUGAAUCUAAUUCUUGAAUUCAAUUUUCAUUCUUUUAUAAUAUAUUUUUUACGAUGAAAAGUGGAUUUUAAAAGGAGACAUUUAAUAAUUCUUGAUUAUGAAAUAUUGGUUUAACAUCAAAUGUAUAUUUAGUGUAUUAUGUAUAUCUUUUAUGAUGUAAAUAACAUUUGUCCGAGAAUAAUCUGUAUAUUAUUCAUUACAAAUUCGCGAAUCUCAUGGAAUUUUGUGGUUCCCAAUCCAAUAAUGAUUUGAAGAUUUUUAUUGCAAAAAUUAUAGCCAUGAAAAGACAUAUCUUUUAAAAUUAAAUUUGUAUAUAUGUGCAUAUAUUUGUAUGUAUCCGGUUUAUGAUCAUUGUCUUCCAUGGCAUUCGGUGCUGAAUUCUAUGCAUUAACAUACUUUAUAAAUACUAUCAUUAAGUUUGGGAAAAGAACAUUUUCUAAAAAUAAUUCUGUUGUCACAUUAUGACAGAGAACCUGUAUGGUCUUCAAGAAAAUGCUACUUGAUGGUGAAUUGAAAAAUUGAAAAGUGUUUUGUAGCUGCAUAUCAUAUGGCAUUGUCUUAGUGAGAAACAUGCUGUGUAAUAAUGAAGGAAAUGAUUUCCUUCAGUUUCUACUUAUAAGGAGAAGUGUGUUAGACCUACUGCACUAUUACUUUUUACCUACUACACUAUCUAAUAGGAUUUAAAUUAAUAUUUUAUUGACUUACAAAAAACAUUACAUUGUUAUAAGGGAAUGUCUUGUUCCCCUUCUCCACACAUAUUAAUAUAGAGUAAUUGCAUCUUCUUAAGAAAUAAUUGUUAAUGUCUUCUUUCAAAUGAAAGUAACACCUUGCUUUUUUUUGUUAGCAAAUCUGUAUACAUAUAUACACAUAUUUGUAAUUUUAUAAAUUGCACAGUUAACGUUUUUCUUAGCAAAAAAAUUUAUAAAGGUAAACUAAUCUGUGUUUCUUCAGUGUGAGUUAUCUUCAAUGACCAAUUAAAAUGAUUUCUUUUCAUUAAAGACAUUGAAAAGAAUGAUCAGUAUUGAAUAGUUUUUAAAAAUAUUUUCUGUGAUUUU
Molecule: messenger RNA, 4805 nt
Organism: Argiope bruennichi
Lineage: Eukaryota; Metazoa; Arthropoda; Arachnida; Araneae; Araneidae
Product: high affinity cationic amino acid transporter 1-like
Exons: 15
Coding region: 407-2440 (677 amino acids)
Biological process (GO): transmembrane transport; amino acid transport
Cellular component (GO): plasma membrane
Molecular function (GO): amino acid transmembrane transporter activity
Source: RefSeq, a predicted model, not a curated record